AUGCGUGGUUUUUGUGGCGAGAUAAUCACACGCGCAAAGCUCAUCAUCGAUCUGAUUUCUGGACGUGGUUCUUACGGACUGUGUUUUGUUGGCCCAUCGAUCACACCGACAGCGUUCAGGUUGUCGGAUAUUUGGGAUCUUUGGAACGGUUCUAUCUUUUUUGCAACUCCCAAAAAAAGGCGCAGCAUUGGAGUUCGAAGGGACCGAAAGUUUCUCUCUUUUACAAUGGACAAGUACAGACUCAGGAGAGACUUGGUCACUUGCCCGCAUUGUGGGAGUUGGCAUCCUCGAGAGUCGAUUUGUGUUCACUGUUAUGACGAAGUACGGCGAGAAACAAAUGCGCUUCGUGCCAGUUUGAGGUCAGUCCGAGAGGGCCUUCCAUAUGAUCAGGAGACCCAGUUUCUCUAUGACCAGGAGACCUUUGGCAAAGCUGGCGCAUACACUCAUCGUGUCAAUCGAAAACGACCCUCCUGGUUUCCCGCCAAUCUCCUCGGGCUUCCCUCCCCUGACUCGCCCUCCAAGUAG
Messenger RNA from Echinococcus granulosus, 525 nucleotides. Its product is annotated as 39S ribosomal protein L32. Gene Ontology annotation, biological process: translation. Gene Ontology annotation, cellular component: large ribosomal subunit. The transcript has 4 exons. The record is from RefSeq and is a predicted model, not a curated record. Gene Ontology annotation, molecular function: structural constituent of ribosome. NCBI's taxonomy places the organism in Eukaryota, Metazoa, Platyhelminthes, Cestoda, Cyclophyllidea, Taeniidae. Bases 1 to 525 code for a protein of 174 amino acids.